AUGGAUGGCGUUCGAACUAGAGAACGUGAAGUGGUCGCCACUUCUCAUAUGCCAUGGUUUCACUCGAACGUUACACGCGAAGCAACAGAGAGGAUGCUGCAUCAAAGAGCCGACGGCACAUUCCUGAUAAGGGAUUCUACCAAUUUUCCAGGAGAUUACACAUUAUCCAUGGCUUAUAGGGGAAAGGUGGAGCACUAUAGAAUUUAUCAAAGUGGAGGACAAAUCACGUGUGAUAAUGAGGAGUUCUUUGCUAACCUCACCCAGUUAGUCUCGCACGUUAUAAAGCGCGAUGCUGACGGGUUAUGUCAUCGGCUUGUGACUCCGAUAAUAUGUGAAAGCUAUCGUAUUCCGUCGAGCAAUGCAGAUAUUGAAGAUCGUACAAGUGCUUUUCUCAAGGCAGGUCUUGUCAUACCCUCCGGUGACAUCCGUCUCGGUGACAUUAUAGGCCACGGCGAAUUUGGAGAUGUGUUGGUAGGUUUUUACAAGGACAAGAAGGUAGCAGUCAAAGUUUCGAAGCGACACGGCAAUGGGAUGUUGGAUUCGUUGUUAGAUGAAUCGCGAUUUAUGGUAGGACUGUCUCAUCGGAAUCUAGUGGCCUUGAUUGGAGUUGUGUUAGAUGAUGCCAAUAUUUAUAUGGUGACGGAGUAUAUGGCCAAUGGAAACCUUGUUGACUUGUUGCGCUCGCGAGGACGGCAUCAGCUCGAAAAGACGCAGUUAAUCCAGUUUGCGAUUGAUAUCUGUGAUGGAAUGUGUUACCUUGAAAGCCGUCAGAUUGUCCACCGAGAUUUGGCUGCACGUAAUGUUUUGUUGGAUGAGGACUAUGUUGCGAAAGUGAGCGACUUUGGCCUAGCCAAAAAAGCUCAUUCGCCGGCUAACGAUAAUUCAUCUGGGAAAUUUCCGAUCAAAUGGACUGCUCCGGAGGCUUU
Molecule: messenger RNA, 926 nt
Organism: Ostertagia ostertagi
Lineage: Eukaryota; Metazoa; Nematoda; Chromadorea; Rhabditida; Trichostrongylidae
Source: the annotation of a GenBank genome assembly